CGCUGACGUCAGUAGCGAGGCUCAUGAAUGUUAUACAGAACUGGGUCACACACGCAGGAUUUUGAGCUGGGCCGUCAGUGUGUGAGUUUGGAUUAGGAACACAAGUUGUACAUUGUUUCUGUCGGAUUAAAAGAUUAAUAAGAUGCCUUCAACACCGGAGAAGUUGACAAAAUAUGAAAAGAUCGAGAAUUAUGUCCGAGGAUUUAAGUUAUCCUCCCUAACCUACAAGCGAGUCAUGCAUCUCUUACACGAUGAAAUGAACUAUGGCCUUCUCAAGUCCUCCAAUCAUAUGGCAGACAUCAAAAUGUUUCCAACAUUUGUCCGUGCCCUUCCCGAUGGAACAGAAAAGGGAAAGUUUUUGGCUUUAGAUUUGGGUGGAACCAACUUCCGUGUGCUGAUGGUGAAGUUGGACGGACGUGAUGUGGAUAUACAGAGUAAGACAUACCUGAUUCCACAGCGGAUCAUGCUUGGCACAGGUAUACAGCUGUUCGAUCACAUUGCGGACUGUAUUGGACGCUUUGUGAAUGACCACGAUUUACAAGGGGAACAACUCCCUCUGGGAUUUACCUUUUCGUUUCCGUGUAAACAAGAUGGCCUGGCUACGGCACGUCUCUCAAAGUGGACGAAAGGAUUCCGUUGUGAAGGAGUUGUAAAUGAAGAUAUCUGCAGGCUGUUACAAGAUGCUCUUAAGCGUAGAACAAAUACCAUCAUUGAGAUCGUCGCUGUGGUAAAUGACGCUGUAGGAACUCUCAUGUCUACCGCCCAUAGUGACAGACAGUGUGAAAUCGGCCUUAUUCUAGGUACGGGAUGUAAUGCAUGUUACAUGGAACAAUUGGACAGUGUUGAGCUUUGGGAAGGGGACAAUUGUCAUCCACAACAGGUCAUUAUCAACACCGAGUGGGGAGCAUUUGGAGACAAUGGCUGCCUUGACUUCAUACGUACAGAAUAUGACAGAGAAUUGGACAACUUCUCCAUCAACCCUGGGAAACAGAUUAUGGAGAAGAUGAUAUCUGGAAUGUAUAUGGGAGAGAUCGUCCGUCUGACUCUGGAACGCCUCUCGAUGGAGGGGCUUAUCUUCACCAGCAUUGAUCGAGAGUGUGAGCUGUUUGAAAGGGGACGCUUUUACACAAAAUAUGUAUCUGAAAUCGAGAGUGAUCAUGACGAGUUUUUUGGCAAUACAAAGCAAGUCCUUGAUGAAUUGGGCAUCGAGAACUAUACCACAGAGGACUGUAAGAUUGCCAAAUACAUUUGUACGCUGGUAUCGGCCCGCGCCGCAUUCCUAGCAUCAGCAGGACUGGCCACAUUAAUCAACAAGCUCAAUAAACCAGAGAUGACCAUCGCGGUCGACGGCUCACUAUACAGAUUCCAUCCACGAUUCCACAACCUCAUGUGUCUGAAAAUCCAGGAACUUGUAAAACCAGGAUUAAAGUUCAAAUUGAUGCUUUCUCAUGACGGUAGUGGGAAGGGUGCCGCCCUUGUUGCAGCAGUCGCAAUGCGUCUUCGUGACCAGGACAUUCAAGAACAGAAAGAGGGCGUGGCCUGUGUAUGACGGACAGCCACAGACUAAUUCUGAAACAGCAUUUAUUGUGUGAGAGACAGGAGAAUGCAAGUUGAAGGUCGCUAGAAUCUACAGCUCACAAAAUGGCCUCAUUUCCAAGGUCAUCGUUACAAGGUCACUUGGCCACCGCUGAUAGUUGUAAUGCCACUCAUGUCUGUAAGUGAGGUGUAUCAGAGAUAUAUCCAGUUUACUACCGCAUUUUUGUUUACUUUAUAUAACAAACAUUCUACCACAAUACGCUGUGUUAUUCCACUCUCAAGCCAUUGUAUAAAUGUGCCGACUGUUGGAUAAAUAUAUGUUAUAUACCACUAGUGGUAUAUGACCUUCCGGUCUUUUGAUUGGUCAAGAAUUCGAACUUUGACCCAAGCUGCAAUUGUUAUUUAUGUCAUCAAUAAUCGAAUGACGUACGUGGUAUCACAGGGUCCUGGACGUCACCGGUACACUUUAUUUGCAUACGUGAAAUUAUACUUUGCCAUGUUUCCUUUUGAUUCAAGCCCGAUGUCAUUGUGGUAGAAACAGGUCACACGACUAGUGAUUGUUGGAUAUGGAAUUUAUUUUACACUCGUAAGUUAUUUUUUAAAA
Molecule: messenger RNA, 2140 nt
Organism: Pecten maximus
Lineage: Eukaryota; Metazoa; Mollusca; Bivalvia; Pectinida; Pectinidae
Product: hexokinase-2-like
Exons: 11
Coding region: 143-1549 (468 amino acids)
Biological process (GO): glycolytic process; intracellular glucose homeostasis; glucose 6-phosphate metabolic process
Cellular component (GO): mitochondrion; cytosol
Molecular function (GO): ATP binding; D-glucose binding; glucokinase activity
Source: RefSeq, a predicted model, not a curated record